AUGAAAGAGUCACGGGCACCGUCUGAUCGCGAUGAAAGAAAACCAGAGGUAAAAGAAGAUGAUGGUGAAGAAGCAAUUCCUCACAUAUGGGAUUGUGGGAGCCCUUUAUAUGAUUCAUAUGAACUGGUUUCUCUUAGCCAUGUGAUCGAUAGGCAUAUCAUGGUUUUGCCAUCUCUUAGCGGAUCAAGACAGGGAAGGAGCUCUCGAUUUUCUCAUGCACCAAGUCAUGUGAUCCCAUCAUUUUUUUCACCUUCAACUGCAACUGAAGAAGCUGCUGCAUCAAAGAAACCAAGAAGGUCUUCCGUUUUAGUGACUUUUUUGUGCAAGUUAAUGGAAAGGAGUACGCGGAAGAGGAGGAUUUGUGGACAGAUGAAGGAAAAGCCCAAGACUGUGAAGAUCAAUGGCGGGAUUUAUAGAGUUUAUAAUAGGAUUAAUUCAAUGAGGAAAUAG
Molecule: messenger RNA, 450 nt
Organism: Coffea eugenioides
Lineage: Eukaryota; Viridiplantae; Streptophyta; Magnoliopsida; Gentianales; Rubiaceae
Exons: 1
Coding region: 1-450 (149 amino acids)
Source: RefSeq, a predicted model, not a curated record